UGCGCGCGCACGCCGGGAGGGGUCCCGGCCAAUCGGGGCGGGGAUCGUUCCUUCCCUGCUCGGAGAAGCGAACCCCCUCACUCCGGACCGAGCCACGAGCUCAGCUGACCGCCCCGGCGACUCCUGGACUCCCACAGACUCUGUAGAUGUUGGAUUGUGAGUCCCAGAAGUCCUCCGGAAGGAAAUGGACAACGCCGCCCUUCGACCCCCGUUUCCCCAACCAGAACCAGACCCGCAACUGCUACCAGAACUUUCUGGACUACUACCGCUGCCUGAAGGCCAUGGAUCGGCGUGGCAAGAGCCCUGAGCCCUGCCAGUAUUACCAACACGUGUUCCGCUCGUUGUGCCCCAAGAGCUGGGUGCAGCGCUGGACCGAGCAGAUUCAGGAUGGGACCUUCGCUGGCAAAAUCUGAGCGGAGCGCGCGUGGUUCUUUGAGGGGUCAGCCCCAAUGCCAUCUUUCCAGCCACCCGGAUACUUACCCUAGUCCUUAAACUGCAAAUACAACUU
Messenger RNA from Sorex araneus (European shrew), 508 nucleotides. Its product is annotated as cytochrome c oxidase subunit 6B2. Lineage: Eukaryota; Metazoa; Chordata; Mammalia; Eulipotyphla; Soricidae. Gene Ontology annotation, cellular component: mitochondrial crista; mitochondrion; respiratory chain complex IV. The record is from RefSeq and is a predicted model, not a curated record. Bases 147 to 413 code for a protein of 88 amino acids. The transcript is spliced from 4 exons.